UGCAAAGCCGUAUUACUUUGGUACAACAGACCUCGAAUGCAUGCGGAAAAGCGGGAAGAAAGGGAAACGCAGUGCGCCUAUGAGAGGGACAUGGGAUUAUACCCCUCGUUUUAUCUACUACAGAGGCAAAUAUCUUGAAUUUACAGGGUCCGGUUCGAGAAGUGGAUAUAGUCGUUUAGAUGAACAUUGCAGAGGAAAAACCGAAAGAUAUCCAGCUGGAUACAGCUACCUAAGUUUGGAUUGUAUCGAACGAUGUGUUAGGCGUUAUGAAAAUGAGUACGGCAGAUACGAUCUGGUUUCGAAUAACUGUCACAACUUCGCUAACAGAAUGUCCGAGGUUUUGUGCAGAAGAGGUUACCAGUGUCCGUCAUGGUGCAACUAAAUGCAAGCUUGAAAUUAGAUGGUCAGAUAAACAAAUCUG
Molecule: messenger RNA, 421 nt
Organism: Saccostrea cuccullata (small rock oyster)
Lineage: Eukaryota; Metazoa; Mollusca; Bivalvia; Ostreida; Ostreidae
Exons: 2
Coding region: 41-382 (113 amino acids)
Source: RefSeq, a predicted model, not a curated record